AUGUCGAUCACAGGGCUAGCGGGUGUCAUAGACUUCAGCCUUGGACUUCGUGCUCUUCACUUCAAACCCUUAUUGGGAAGUGGCAAUUUUACACAAGAUGGUGCAGCAUGGAAGCACUCCCGUGCGCUAUUGCGACCUCAGUUCACUUCUAAUCGCUACCAGAAUUUUGAAGAGAUCAAGCAAUUGACCUUUGGCACCACCACGUUUCUCCUCUUUGGCGAAACACAGUCGUCAUUGGCAUCGAGUGAGAUCGCGGGGCAGGAAUCGGAGUUUGCCAAAGCCUUCAACCUUAGCCAGCAAUAUUUGAGAAGGGGAUUCGCUAAUGGUCACCCACUUAACUACUAA
This is a messenger RNA of Parastagonospora nodorum SN15, 345 nucleotides long. RefSeq lists its product as hypothetical. The coding region runs from base 1 to 345 and encodes 114 amino acids. The transcript has 3 exons. Lineage: Eukaryota; Fungi; Ascomycota; Dothideomycetes; Pleosporales; Phaeosphaeriaceae. The record is from RefSeq and is a predicted model, not a curated record. Gene Ontology annotation, molecular function: heme binding; iron ion binding; oxidoreductase activity, acting on paired donors, with incorporation or reduction of molecular oxygen.